CGUCUGUUUUUUUGCAUAAUUCUUCAUUUUUAUUCUUACAGCUCACUUUAACUAGCCUGCUAGUUGCUUCCCAGGCUAAGUUAAAAAAUGAAUUAUUUAAAUUUAAUUACAAUAUAUUUCUUAUCAAUUGGAAUCAUCACUUUUACCAAUGGAGAUCCUUGCAAUAGAAAUUUUGGACGUUGUGAUCGACAAAAUGGAUUAUGUUGGGGCACUGGAGAAGAUACUCACUAUUGCACUUGCAAAGCGGGUUUUCAACAAAAGAAAAAUGAAGAGGGACACGAGUGCGAAGACAUUGACGAGUGCAAAGAAGAAAUAUGUGAUGAGAAUGCAGUAUGUGAAAACACACCAGGAAGCUACAAAUGUACAUGUACAUGUGGAUAUAUCAUGGACUACACUGGACAAUACUGCCUUGAAGCUAAAAAAAUAACAGACAAGUGCCUUUUGCCUGAAUCUUGCUAUCAGAAAGAUGAACUACUUCGAGGAUUUUUCCCCGUAGUUCCAUUUGAUAUAAGAUGGGCAAAACAAUAUUUAACCGAUUAUUCAACUACGACAAGUUAUCGCCCUCGAAAUAGAGCAAGAUGCGAUUGCGAGGAUGGAUUUUAUCGUAAUUUCUGCGGAUUCUGCACUGACAUAGACGAAUGCUACCAUUCAAAUCCCUGCAAAGGCCGAGGUUCUAAAUGUGUUAAUACAGAAGGAAGCUUUUAUUGUGAUUGCGAUCCGGGAUAUGUGAUUGGACCGUGCAAAGAAAGAUGCUACCGUGAAAAUUCGAGAGUUCCGGUUCUCUGCGAAAACCCAAAGAUUGGAGUACUCAACAGUCAAGGAUUUAUUUUCCGUUCAUUUGCUCGUCCCAUCUUGUUGGAACACUUCAGAACUUGUCCGGCGGGCGUCGAGAACAGUGACGAGACCACGGAAAGAUUUAACCUCGAUACCGAUUUAAAACCAGAUGUCAAACUUCAAUGGCUCUGUACCGGUGGAGUAAGCACUUUGAAACUGUACGCUGAGGAAGAAGCACAUUGGGAAUCCUGGUCAUGUUGGACAGAAUGCAAAGCGACACCCUGGGGUGGACUGCAGACAAGAAUGAGAAAAUGUGUGCAUGGUUUACCAAGUCAAGAAGGGUGUGAAGGAGAAGGAUCUCAAAAACGAAGUUGUUAUACAGGACCCCUAAAAAAGUUCAGAAUUCGCAAGGAUGCAACAAGACUUUCUGAUCGAGAAAAAAAAGAUUUAAUUCAAGCGUUUGAAAAAUACAAAAACGACGGCUCAGCAAGAGGUUUCCACAAUGCAGCUUCUUCUCAUGGAUGGCCAAACCAAUGCAGAAACAAAACAUCUUGCUGUCCACAUGGUGCCAAAUUGAAGUUUAUUACUUGGCAUAGAAGUAUAAUGCUACACUUUGAAGAAGGUCUUAACAGGUAUCUGAAAGACAAAUCAAUUGGAAUGCCAUACUGGAACUGGCUUAAUAGAAAAAGAGACCCUCCAUCUCUUGGAUGGGAUAAAAGAUUGUACAAUGCACCCAACCCAUUCACAAAUAUGACAGUUCUGCUGGAUGUUGACGAGAAAGCACCAAUGCGAACAAUCCAACGAGACAAUAGAAUUUUUACGGGGGCAUUGAAUUUUGCACACGAUCAUUGGUUAGACGUGGCGUCCAAAAGAAAGAAACCGCACAUACUACACGAAUUCGCUGCAGCAUUAGAAAGAGCUCAUGGAGCACCUCACGUAUCGGUUUGUGGUAUGGGGCGACGGAUUCCAAAAUGUACCAUUUCUUUGGGGAAUCUACAGUUCGCUGCCUUCGAUCCACUAUUUUGGAUGCAUCACUGUCAAGUUGAUAGAUUAUGGGCAGUUACACAGAAAGAAAUCGCUGAAGAGAAAGGCAGAGGGACAACUUGGACACCACAAACCGCCUUAGAAGCAUUAGAGGAAAGAGCCGAUUUUUCACGCCCCUUCCAACCAUUUGGAAACGAUUCGUUGAGCCCAUUUCCUAUCGUUAAAGCAACGAACACAAUGAGAGAUUCUUACUAUUACGAGGAAUUGACAGGAAUCAAAUACGAUAGCGUAGAUAAAAACGGAUUCCCUCCAUUCAUGGGUAGAAACUUGCGUCGUCCACCUGGACAGGAAGUCAUUUUUAUAGGUCAUUACUUUCAAAGUAGUCUUGUGAACUUUGCCGUCAACUAUUAUUUUGCCGACCCUGACAACCCAAUUCCAUGCAACAGGCGUACUGACGAUGACAGAGCUGGGACAGCAAUUAAACUGGGAUCUGCUAGAAAUUUCAGGCAAAGGGUUCCAGAUUUAACAUUGGUGGAACAGGUCGGAAUAAAUGCUGAUGGCGCUCUGGAUAUUGAUUUUGAUAUACAAGCUUGUUAUACGUCACAACUGGACUGCACGGAACGUUGUCCUGAACUAAAAACCAGUAGAAUUUUAUCUCAACCCACCCCAAUGCUUGUCUACUAUAUGCCAAACCAGCCUGUGGAUAUCUAUAAAUUUAAAUGGUCGGAGGAUACGAUACUUCCGAAUUGGUAUAUCAACCUUCAUUCCGGAAGUCAAUGGAUCUAUUUUUACGGAAAUGCGGUUAAUAACAUCACGCAGGUGCCGAGUACAGGAGAUUAUAUUGCUUGCAACGCUAGGCGCGGACGACAACUUACAUGUCAUUCUGACAAUGAUGGUGGCACUGCUUGUAUGCUGCCUUCGGGAAUUUACUACAUUAUCAACAGUUAUAGACCAACUUGUCUCAGAGGGCAAAGAAUGAUUGUGGUCUCACGAAAAUAAUUUUGUAUUACAAAUAUUUUCCUAUUCGUCAAUUGUUUCUGCUUACAUAUGUGUUUACAGGCUUCUUUACAGAAACAUUUGAGUCACUCGUUCCACGCAUUUCAACUAAGUUGAUAUAUUUACAAUGUGACUAUUUCUAUCAGCGUGAAAUUUUCUUGUAUAAUUUUUGCAGCCUAUAUAUAUAUAUGUAACUACGUUUAAAAAAAUAAAGACAAAAGGGAACGAAAAUUAA
Molecule: messenger RNA, 2989 nt
Organism: Styela clava
Lineage: Eukaryota; Metazoa; Chordata; Ascidiacea; Stolidobranchia; Styelidae
Molecular function (GO): calcium ion binding; oxidoreductase activity
Source: RefSeq, a predicted model, not a curated record